UCCUUCGGAUCCCUCUCCCUCGGAGUAAGGAAGUUCUUAGGGACUCCAAGGAGGCCGGGGUUGAUAGAGGGCAGGGAUGGAGACUAGCUCCCGGGCAUGGGAGCGGGGUGGGCAGCGCUGGAGAAUAACGCCCAGGAGCCGGGGCUGCGAGCCCCAGACUCCCGGGAAAGUCCAGCAGUCUAGAGAAGCUGGGCUUAGAGGCGCCCCUCUUUGAAGAGUUCUCAGGAAGUUUGGGGGAGGGGCGAGUCGCUCUCUCUUGUAGAAAGCGAGCGGGAGGCUGAGGAGGGACCACAGUGGCAGCAGGUCUCAGAGCUGUCACGUUCCUGCUCACGGGCGGGGCCGGUGCUCCUGGCGGGGUCUGCGGGACCAGAGAGGGCCGAGGGCAGAGCGCGCGCCGGCAUGGAGGGACUGGUCCUGCUCAACGCCCUGGUCACCCGGCUGCUGUUCUUUCUGCACUCGCUCAUUGGGGUCUGGCGAGUGGCCGUGGUGAAGAAGGAGCCGAGGUACUGGCUGCUGGCGCUGCUCAACCUCUUGCUCUUUCUGGAGACUGCGCUCACCCUCAAGUUCAAGCGCGGCAGAGGCUACAAAUGGUUUUCACCAGCCAUAUUUGUGUAUCUGAUUAACAUCGUCCCAUCACUGUGGAUUCUUGAAGUACAACAUGGGAACCAGUAUUGUGGUAGCCAAUCAGAAGGAAUGUCGCAGAAUACCAGUAGCAAAGAAGACUUCAAUCAAACUCUGAUGACAAGUGAACAAGCCCAUGGAGGCGAUAGUCUCAUUGAGACGGCCAAAGUGUUUGUAAAUAAUUUAUCUACAGUAUGUGAGAAAGACUGGACUUUGGGACUCCAUCAGACAUUCCUGCUAAUGCUAAUCAUUGGAAGAUGGCUUCUACCUAUUGGAGGCACAAUCACUCGGGACCAACUCUCUGAACUUCUCCUUUUGUUUGUGGGGACAGCUGCUGACAUACUGGAAUUCACAAGUGAGACCUUGGCAGAAAAUACUGUGAGGAAUAACCCUAGCCUAGUCUAUGGCAUCCUUUGUAUUUGGACCUGGAGCAUGCUGCAGUUUCCACUUGACCUGGCAGUUCAGCAUGUCGUGUGCCCCUUGUCUCUGAGGGCGAGGGGGUUCCCCAGCCUGUUCUUUUGCCAAUACAGUGCCGAUCUGUGGAACAUUGGAAUCAGCGUCUUCAUACAAGACGGUCCCUUCCUCAUCGUGCGUCUCGUACUGAUGGCCUAUUACAAAGUUUUCAACCAGAUGCUGGUGUUCUUUGCUGUAAAGAAUUUCCUCGUGGUGAUGUUACACCUCUACCGCCUGGUUGUCCUGGCACUGGGCGCUCGUGCCUCUCUGCGAAGGCAGCCAGAGGUCCUGAAGGGAGAGCGGGGCGGCCCAGCCGAGCCCCUGGAGAGUGGGGUCUCCCCUGGGGCCUGGGAGGGCGGCUCCAAGGAGGGCGCGGCUGUGCCUUUGCGAGCCUCGCCAGGCGCCUCGGAGGACUCUCCCCCAACCCCGUAGUUAGUUAUGGGCAGCCGCAUGCCACUAAAACACUUGACGUCCCAGUUCUUCUGACGAACAGAACCCCCCCCCCCUUCUUCUAAAUCUUACAUGUAGUAAUUUUCAAAAGAACAACAAAAAGGGGCCUGAACCCGUCAAAAUGAUAUAAGCAGAGCCACUUUGAAAUGGGGCAAGAGCUGCCAGGCCAGAGGAACUGCCUUGCAGGUCACGUGCCUCACACUUUGGGAUGUUAACACAGGGCAAAACAGCCUCUGGACCGAGCCUAACGCAACCACGUGUCCCAAAGAAGUGUUUGCAAGGAUAGUAAGAGAGUAGAUAUUUUGACUACCGGACCGAUGGCUACCUGACCAAAAAUUAAAAACAUUUUUAGAAUUAGCGGCACUAUGUUAUCUGCACCAAUAGAAAGGCCUCUCUUCUAUUGAUGUAAUUGUUCCCUUUUCCUUUCUCAUAAAUACCCUUUGCCAUUGUCUCCUAAUCAGAGCACGAUUUGGGCUUCGGCCUGAAUCAAUGCAUUCUGAGGAGCUUUUUUUUAUUGAUCUCAAAUAAAUGCUUGUUGCCUUUCACUUUGAAAGGCUUUUACUUUUAGGUAAUCAAGCCAAAGCUGAGAAGUUCUCUUUCUUAAACUGAAUGAAAAGAACUUUGAUUAGUGGCUAUUGUUACAAUUUGUGUGAUGGUAUCAGAUGUUAUAGUUGUUCAACAACUAAGUGAUUUGUUUGUCUUGAACUGUCUGACAAGCUAUGGGCAGGGUUACUACGACAUGCCCUCAAGAGAUUGAGUGCAGACAAACCAUCCGGGGCUGUUACCUGAAAACAGAGGAGCUUUCAACUUUGGCUCCAUUGUCAGACUGUCUCAUCUCAUCUUUUCUGCAAUGUCCCUCUGACAUUAAAAAAAAAAGAGAAAAAACUACAUUCAGUGAAUGCAGAACAAAUAAAGGAAAAUGUGCCUUUAACAUUACCUCACUGGGGGCUAGAAACAGUGAAAAUCUCUGCCCAGCUUCUCUGCACAGACCUUCCCGGGAAAAUCAUUCUUCUGGGCUGAUGUGGUAUUCUGUCAUGGCGCAUAUGCUCUAACAGAAAUUUUAUUGCUUCUGGCUGGGGCACUGCAAAAUUCACAGCAAGCCAUUUCAGUUACAGAUCCACUGGUUGCGAGGCAGGAAAUACUGGUAAUGCCGCGAAGUCACAAUUUCCACUCGGAACGUGAUUGGCGGCAUUUGUCAGUAUUUUCUUAACUGCACGUCACCGUUUUCUGUAUAGACAAGUCCAAUCAUGUGAGCUGACGCGAGGAAGCACUGCAGCAGUGCGGAACGGGGCUACAGGCCCUUUAAGGGUGACCCUAGUUUCUGGUGCCUGCCAGCAGUCUGAACUGCCACUGCUGGAGAUGGCCUUGGUCCCAGGGAAGAUGUUGGGGACAGGGCUUACAUCAGCCCUACACACUGCCAGCAGCCCUUGAUUAGUGACGGGGUCAGAAGACAUGUGGCACAGCAUUGUGGAAAUCGGGAAAUUCACCUUUCUGCCCUGCGUUAAGAGUUCAUUUCCCCAAUAUUGUCAUAGUCACACUUUUCCUUUAUACACUGCUAUACAUUUCAGAUGGAGGCGAUUCAGAACCCGUUUAAAACAAUUUUUGCUUUUAAGGAUACAGUGGGAAAAUUUACCUGGCUGUAUCACAGUAAUUAUAUGAGGCAAACAGUGCCAAACCGUCCUUUUGGGGUUCAAAGCACAGUUCCUCCUGUUACUAUGCUCAGGAACUCAAAGAGACCCUGCUAAAGAUAAGGCAGGGUAUGUCCCUAAGUUGGGUGAGACUUAAUGACAAUUAAUUGGGACAAUUUGAUCUAUAAAUCUCUAUGGCAUGACAUCUGUUCAAAAGAUUUGAUUAAAAGUUCCAUAGGCAUUUUCUCUUUUUAUAUAGAGAAAUGAAUAAUUUCCAAUUAUUGGCUUCUUCAGUGCCUGAUAUCAUGUUUCUAUUUCUUUCUUUUCUCCCAUGUGUUUCUAAUUUUAACAAUAUGAUUGUAAAAUUACACAUGAAACUAAUGGGAUCCAUUUAUAAUUUUCCAUAAUAAUUUUAUGAAAGAUCAGGAAAUCAUAUCUAUCUAAAGGAAGAAACUUGACAACUUUUAAGGGCUUGUUAUUUAAAGUGCUUCACAAUUGAAAGCAAAAUAAUAGCUGCUAUUUAUAAAACCGCCUCCGCAGAAUCUGUUUUUAUGUUGACUGUUUCAUAGUGAAUGUUUUCCUCCACAACAUGUAUGUGCUACUUAUUACUGCAGAUUUGCUCAUGGCAUACUUUACAUGUUUUAAUUUUUUCUUCCAGCAAAACAAACAUUGGGGCUCUAAAAAUAGAUGAGUAUAAAGUAAUAUGGGCUGUUGCAAGGAUAUUUUUAAAUGCUUUCAAAUCUGAGACUUGGCUUGGCUUUGUGAAUGAGUUUCUAGCGUUUUAGUAAAGUAUUUUGUAAUUAGCACUCCUCCGAAGGCCUGGAAAUGUAAAGUCCAGAGUCUAGCUUCAUUUGGAGUCCCAAGAAGGCAAAGAGCACCCAGGACCAUCUCAGCAAUCAAUGGUGAAAAAACAGAAACAUGCCCCAGCAACAUUUUCCAGGAAAAUCCGCCAAAGGCAUCCUUUGUUCACCUAACUGCCAGCACUCCCACCCUUUUGAAUUUAGUGUUUUUUUUGCAGAAAGAAAAUCUCUUUUCAUUUAGCUUAUUUAAAAAUAAAACUUAAGUCCAGGUUUUAUCUCUAGGACCCCUCAUGAAAAAUUAAAAAGUUAUUGUUACUGUACUUCUUUAUUGUAGAUUGCCAAACAUGGUAAUGUUUAAAAACAUCCAAUUGUUCACUAUGAAGUGUCUAGAACAACAGUUACAUCCCAUAUGUUGACAUUUUGAGACUUGUCUCCUUGUAAUUUGCAAUAAGUGCCUCAGAUCAUCUGUAUACUGUGAUGCAGGCCAUACCUCCGUACCACCCCCUACAGACACACGCCAAUCCCCCAACCACUGAAGAAAGUGAUUUAUUUGUUAUUGUUGUUGUAUUUUAACUGCUUGAUGAAAGCUCAAUCAAAUGUUCUCCCUCAGAACAUAGUUCACUUGUGAGAAAAUACAGUGUGCAUGUUUUAAGGAUGCUGUGUAAAAACUCACCUCGCAACCACCUUGUUGGUGUUGCUUCCCCUCCCUAGCUGGGUCUCAGAGGACCUGACUUAGCAUUGCAAGAUGAGUAAUCUGUUUUUGUCUUUGAUGACUUUGUUAAUUUUUAUUGAAGCUGAUACAGAUAACAUACGAAAAUAAAAACUUGCAUUGCCAAUAACAUUCUUUUUAAUCUUCCAAAAUGAGAUUGUUAAACAAAUGUGUCAAUUGGCUUUGCUGCAGUUCAUAGCAACACCUCAGGAUUUGUAGACCAGAAAGACAUGGCUAAGAAAAAUCAGGAUUUGCUAUUAUAAUAUUGAUUAUUAGCUUAAGAGCAAAUUUUCAAAGCCAUGGGAAGGCAUGAGUUGUAGGUGUGCAUGCUUUAGGAUUUCCAUGCAGGUUUCAGAGUUCAACACUGACUUUUAUUAUCUUUGGCAUUUCAUCUCAAUGACUCUUAAUCAACUCUCUUGUUAAAAGAAACAAUUGCAAGAGGCCAAGUCUCUGUCCAGGUUCACUCUACUGCCAGGAAAAUGAGAUACUGAAAUAUUACAGAGCUUCAGAGAAGUAAGUGAAAAACCAAACAAUCUUGAAUUAUAAGAGGAGAUGGUUACACUUUUUCUAAUUUCAGACUUGGCUUUUUUACUUAAAGGACAUUCUGAUCCACUGUCAGAAACAUCUGAUUUGGGGUUAAACUAGGCAGCUGGAGGAUGUUUAAAGCUCCUAGGCUUCAAAUAACGUUUCAUAUGAUGGGAGUUAUUCUAAACAAUGUUUCAAUAAUCAACCGCUAUAACCUUAUAUCUUAUGGAUGUUCAGCCUCUGAAUAUUUUAUAUGAAUAUUUUCUCUUAAUUACUCAUAUUUAUACUAUUUUGCAAUGAAUGACAUUUGUAUUUUAUUAUAUAUACAUUAAAUAGUUUGUUUAC
Molecule: messenger RNA, 5531 nt
Organism: Myotis brandtii (Brandt's bat)
Lineage: Eukaryota; Metazoa; Chordata; Mammalia; Chiroptera; Vespertilionidae
Gene: TMEM26
Product: transmembrane protein 26
Exons: 6
Coding region: 400-1506 (368 amino acids)
Source: RefSeq, a predicted model, not a curated record